UUUAUUUUCUUGGAAGGAAUUCUCUAGAAGGAAUUAAAAUUGUAAAUCCAGGUGUGCUUAUUCAAACACAGCAGGAAAUCUUGGUCCAGGAAGACUCAUUGUUUUGUCUUGAGCUUGUUGAUUUUAGGACAACUGCACAGAACAGGAAGUGAGUCCUUUGUUCAAAUUUCUGUAGGUCACAGAGGUUGGGGAGGCAAAAGGCUCCAAGGAAGUUUUCUGUCUAAACCUUGCUGCCAUUUGCACUCACUUGAAUGCUGUUGUCUGUCUCUACAUGCUGGAUCCAGCUCUUUGACCUUCUGCAUCCACCUGAAGCUUCCUCCUCCUGCAUCUCUAGUGUCCCUUGAAAAAUAAGAGGAAUGGGGAAAGAAUUGUUCCUGAGGUUCCCACUCUCCACCUUAGAAUCCUUUGGAGGAUGGCAACCUCUCCCACCCUUCUUUUCCUGUCCUCUCCCAUCGAAACUAAAAGCACGUCCUUGGAACUUCUCUGGAACUUUCUCCAACUGCCUCCCCAACAGCCAACUGCUUCCCCUGUCCUGUGCUCCCUCUGCAAACAUUCUCUAAGAAUUAUAGGUCCUCAAUACCAGUUAAUCUUCAUCCCAUUCGACAAAUACUGUGAAGGUACCCCAAAGGUACCUCUACCAGCUUCAAAACGGAUCAAGUUUCCCAUGGAAGAGGCCAGCAACGAUGAUGCCGUAAACCAGUUGCCAAGGACUAUGACAAUGAAGCUGGUUGCAGCAGCAUUUUGCUUGAGUCUCCUUGCAGCCGGCCUGUGGGUGGGCCUCUCAAUGACAUCUGAGUCCCAGAACGUUGAAGGAGGAGGGAAACCUGGAGGAGGCGGUGGAGGCGGUGGAGGUGGUGGUGGAGGAGGAGCAGGAAGAGGAUGUUUUCUCCCGCCAUUGCCAAAAGAAGAUGUUUCACUAUGCAGGAACCUUGAAGUUUUCUACAUGGAGAUGGGGAACAUCAGCUGUAAAAUUGUUCCUAAGUGUAACCUAUACAGACAGAAGAUCAUGACCUGGCAGUCGCCGAUAGUCAAGUUCCAUGCGGCUUUGGAUGGUGCACAGUACCUGCUGGUGAUGGUGGAUCCAGAUGCCCCCAGCAGGUCUAACCCCAGGAUGAAAUACUGGAGACACUGGAUAGUGUCCAACAUCACAGGUGCUGACAUGAAAAGUGGGAAUAUUCGUGGCAAUACAAUAACAGACUACCAGCCUCCUACCCCACCACCGACCACUGGUCUACACCGCUACCAGUUCUUCGUCUACCUUCAGGGAGACAGAGACAUUUCUAUCCCAGACGGAGAAAGCCAAGACCGAGGUGCUUGGAAGCUGGACAGAUUUCUGCAGCAAUUUGGGCUGGGAGAUCCUGACGCAAGCACCCAGUUCAUGACUCAGUUUGAUGGGGAAAUACCACCAGGUUAUCGUAGAAUUAAUGACGACCAAGAGCAAUUCGAUCAAAAGUAA
This is a messenger RNA of Grammomys surdaster, 1456 nucleotides long. RefSeq names its product phosphatidylethanolamine binding protein 4 (gene Pebp4). The transcript has 7 exons. Bases 413 to 1456 code for a protein of 347 amino acids. The record is from RefSeq and is a predicted model, not a curated record. Lineage: Eukaryota; Metazoa; Chordata; Mammalia; Rodentia; Muridae.